UGACGUGUACAGUCUGGGCGCUCUGACGUGAGAAACUUCCGCUCUGACUCCCACUGUCUGGAACGCUCCGUGUCCACCUCUUGGAGUCUCUCCUCGGUGUCCCAGAGUUCUGGCCUCUGCGUCCUCGACCGCUACGAGGGGAAAAUGCCGAAGAAGAAGACUGGUGCUAGGAAGAAGGCGGAGAACCGGCGAGAGCGGGAGAAGCAGCUCAGAGCAUCAAGAAGCACCGUAGACUUAGCCAAGCACCCAUGCAACGCUUCCAUGGAAUGCGACAAGUGCCAGAGGCGGCAGAAGAAUAGAGCAUUUUGCUAUUUUUGUAAUUCUGUUCAGAAGUUACCAAUUUGUGCACAGUGUGGAAAAACAAAGUGCAUGAUGAAGUCUUCAGACUGUGUCAUCAAGCAUGCUGGUGUCUACAGUACUGGCCUCGCUAUGGUGGGUGCAAUAUGUGACUUUUGUGAAGCUUGGGUUUGCCACGGAAGGAAGUGUCUUAGCACUCAUGCCUGUGCCUGCCCACUCACCGAUGCAGAAUGUGUGGAAUGUGAGCGUGGGGUCUGGGACCAUGGAGGCAGAAUAUUCAGCUGUUCGUUUUGUCAUAAUUUUCUUUGUGAAGAUGAUCAGUUUGAGCAUCAAGCCAGCUGCCAAGUUUUAGAAGCAGAAACAUUUAAAUGUGUUUCCUGCAACCGGCUUGGCCAGCAUUCGUGUCUCCGAUGUAAGGCCUGUUUCUGUGAUGAACAUACAAGAAGCAAGGUGUUUAAACAGGAAAAAGGGAAACAACCUCCUUGCCCAAAGUGUGGACAUGAAACUCAGGAGACGAAGGAUCUCAGCAUGUCAACUCGCUCCUUGAAGUUUGGCCGGCAGACUGGAGGUGAGGAGGGAGAUGGAGCUUCUGGGUAUGAUGCCUACUGGAAAAACCUGUCAUCUGACAAGUAUGGAGAUACUGGAUACCAUGAUGAUGAGGAGGAAGAGGAGGAAGAGGAGGAGGAGGAAGAGGAUGGGAAGGACUCGGAUACCGAGUCAUCAGAACUGUUCACUAGUUUGAACUUAGGAAGGACCUAUGCCAGUGGCUAUGCUCAUUAUGAGGAGCAAGAGAACUAGGAGCAGUUCCCACUGACACUUGUGAGAAGAGCAGACUGAAUCAUGAGGAUGCUCAGACGUCCUCUCCCUUGGCCUUGUCCAGAAGGCUAGUCACACUAGGCUCAGGGUAGGUUCUGGGUGUUUAUAGGAACUGAUAUUGGACUUCUAGUGUAGAAGUGAGUUAAAUGUAAGGCAAACAGAGUAUCAUGGAUCAUUACUUCUUUCAGUCACCUAGUAGGCUUUACCAAUUAGAUGCAUAUAAACUACACGAUAAAGGAGUAGAAAGGAAAUAUAUUUAUUUGAAAUUAAAUUGCUGUUUUUAUUAAAAGUACUGCUUAUAAACUCAUGUAUCUGAUUUUAGAAAGUGUAACGGGUAAAAUUGGUGUAUUCUUCCAUUUAUUUCAGCCCAUACAAUGAUAGUCAUAUUGUGUUCUGAAUUUUCACUCACUGUUUAUGCUGUCUUAAGUAGUCAUGUCUGUGUUAGCGGUGGACACGUUCCCUGUUUUCUUACAAUGAAUGUCCUCACCAAUGCUUGUUAAUGCCUCACUGUUUGACAGACAUCUAGCCGUUUUCAUACAUGUGAUGCCAGGACUGAUGUUGCUGCUUCCCCUGGGAAUCCCAUUUUUAAAUAAAUCUAAGAUUAUACUUGAAAACUUUCAA
Messenger RNA from Myodes glareolus (Bank vole), 1734 nucleotides. It is a transcript of the gene Noazfp, whose product is annotated as nucleolar atypical zinc finger. Gene Ontology annotation, molecular function: zinc ion binding. Gene Ontology annotation, cellular component: nucleus. The record is from RefSeq and is a predicted model, not a curated record. NCBI's taxonomy places the organism in Eukaryota, Metazoa, Chordata, Mammalia, Rodentia, Cricetidae.